This is a messenger RNA of Scleropages formosus (Asian bonytongue), 3968 nucleotides long. RefSeq names its product guanine nucleotide-binding protein G(I)/G(S)/G(O) subunit gamma-7. Gene Ontology annotation, molecular function: G-protein beta-subunit binding. Gene Ontology annotation, cellular component: heterotrimeric G-protein complex. The coding region runs from base 1635 to 1841 and encodes 68 amino acids. NCBI's taxonomy places the organism in Eukaryota, Metazoa, Chordata, Actinopteri, Osteoglossiformes, Osteoglossidae. The record is from RefSeq and is a predicted model, not a curated record. The transcript has 3 exons. Gene Ontology annotation, biological process: G protein-coupled receptor signaling pathway.
CGUGCGUGCGUGCGCGCGCUGGAUGCUCGCGUUCCCGGGAAGUCUGGACCGUGGCCAGGUAACCCCUGAGGGUCAUGCACGCUCUGUUUGCAGUGGGUGUCGAAAACAGAGGGGUGGUUCUGGAAAAAAAACCUCGUUGAACAGCUGAACUCCCCAUGGUAAACUUGGCUACGCAGCACCGCUCUCUCCUCCCUCCAGAAAGGAAACGCUUUCCAGCGGCUUUUAUUAUUCUUAAAAUUCUUUUUAUUGUUGUUAUUUUUAACGCAGACCCCUCCUUGCGCGGACGUCGCCUGAGGGUGGCCGUCUGUCGGAGGUGGGGGACCCUGUUUACCGAUCUUUCAAGCUCUGACGUCAGGGAGGCCUGGCCGACACGGAAAACUGAUAAUAGGGUGGCGCUGCCUUGUCUUUUGUGUGUCGAGUGUAUGCGGAAUGGAAACGGUUUCCACCGACUUUCCCUUGUUUUCGCUUUUGAAAAACCUGCUUCGUGCGCUACAGGACAAAUGAGGAAUUAUUUUCAUACUAUAUUUAGCGUGGAGAAAAUUGAGAUGCCUUGCCGCGUUACCGUCGCAGAAAGUUCGGUUUUACGCUCGCCUUGCGCGUUCUUUCAGCUGGCGGGUCGCGGUGAGCGUCCAGCUGAUCCCCCGUAUAGCUGAAAGCCUGUGGCGCGUGCAACCCGGAUCCCUCCUGGUUUGUGAUUGCAUGCAGACGUGGCUGGGGAAAGGAGACGGUGUCCUCUGUCCUGCGUCGCUGUUCUGCCUCCCUUCAUCCUGUGACAUCUCCCAGUAUGCCAGCGUACCGGAACGGUUAUUGACGAACGCUUCCCCCUCCACCCCCCGACGGGGACGUAGUGUACCGUACUUCGCGCUGACUGGAAAGUGGCGUCAGUAGACUGACCACACCGCUCCGAGAAGCCGCCCCGCGAUUGGCUCGAUGCGGCAGCGCUCUACGGUGCCGUAGGGCGACCGUUUAAUCGGCCCAUUCCUUUUGUAUGCACCGUGGUGGAGCUUCGCUGCUGGGAACUGCAGUGAUAUCCCAGCUUCCAAUGUGCUGAACUAAUAGCCCCCCCCAUGUUGGGACAUGGGACACUACUGCCACGCAGUCACUCCUGGCCCAGGUGUGUGGCACUGCUUACUGGCAUUAGCCGUAAGCCUUGAAGCAAAGGUUAGUCCCAGGUGUGGGUGGGGAGAGGCCCACUUGCAUGUGUCGGUUUUUCAGAAAUUAUUUCUUAGUUUCGCUCAGUGCAACUGAUCGAGAUGUUUUUGCCGUUUAAAUAAAAUUGGGGGGGGGGCAGUUAGAAAGUAAGUCUCCCACGUGGUUGCAUUUCCGAACACCUGCGUUUGAGGAAACUGAAACUGGACUCGGCACCAAAAGGUUGCAGGUUGAGAUCUUUGAGGAACAGCUGCUGUACAGCUGAGCGAGACGCUUACCCUGAGCUGUGUAAAUAUUAUUCUGUGCAACGGUGCCAAGGGUAGAAAUGUGGGCUUUGUAAGCGGCUCGAAGCGAGGGGCUUAAAACCCGCAGUGUGAUGCGAGGCUAACGACAAUGUGCUCCAAGCAUCCACGAGGUGGCAGCAUGAGGACGUGCAGUGUUUUUGUUUUCCUCUUUCGCAUCGCUCAGCAAGCUGAUGGCCAAGAAUGUCGACGACUAACAACAUAGCACAGGCCCGGAAACUGGUGGAGCAGCUGCGGAUCGAGGCAGGGAUUGAGCGCAUCAAGGUGUCAAAGGCGGCAGCCGACCUGAUGAACUACUGUGAGCAGCACGCCCGCAGCGACCCUCUGCUCGUGGGAGUCCCAGCUUCGGAGAAUCCCUUUAAGGACAAAAAACCUUGCAUCAUCCUAUAGCUUCGUGGCCAAAUUGCCUCGGCCCCACCCCCCCCACUUGCCCCACACCUUCUUGCUCUACUUACCUUUCCUUUCCCCCAGUGGCUGUCUAGCACGAGGGACUGGACGCAACUAGUCAAACAUUACCUUUGGAUUAAAACCUAGAGCAUUCAGUCCACUGAAGAACCCAAAAUUUUAGAGGGACGCAGAGAACAUGACUCGUGUCUGUACUGACCCCCUGCUUCACCCUCAGACGGGUGGAUGUAUAUAUAUGUGUCAAUAUAUGCAUAUAUAUAUAAAAAGUGAUAUCUAUGUAUAUAUCCAUAAAGUGAGAGAUAAAUGGAUGUAGUGCCGGGGGAUCAGAAUUGAAAGGAUCACUUUUUUGUAUCUGGUGACGGCAUGUUAAAAUAGAAUGUGGAGAUUAUUAGGACAAAAGUAGUCCCUAAGAGACGAGGUUUGCAUUGAAGCUCCAUUCAAUGUAUAGUUCAGCAUGUCGUAGACAGUGAUGUGUGGAAUAUGCGUCUGUUGUUUAGAGGUACGCUUUUCCUGCUAGUUCUUUUCCAUUUCUAUCCAAAGAAAUAAAACAAAAGUGUUGUCAUUUCCAAUGUGAACUCAACGGACUUUUAAAAAGUGACAGCGUUAACCCGAAAAGAUGCCAUUAAACAUUUCCUAAUUUUUGUUGUAUUUUUAUUAAUCAUGUUCUGUAGUUGCAAAAACCUAACCAUGUAGUCAGUUUAUUAAAUGACAGUGAAUGUCAUUAAUAGUGUCAGUAAUGUAAACAGGGGUCGAAUAUGCUGUGUAUUAAUCAUCUAGUCCUACAACUUCACAUUACGGCUGGAUUCAACAGAACAGUGGUAGGAAAUACUGGGACAUCUGUUGCAUUAUUACACUAAGACAAAUGGAAAUGUUUUCUUCAUACCUACUUAUAUGAGCCUAAAAUUGUGUCUGUUGCUUACCACAGUAUCUUCGCAUAGCAUUUGCAAACUUCGAGCGUAAUGAAUCGAGAGUAAAUUGUUAGGGACGUAUCCUGUCCUAAUGCCAUGCCGAGUGCCAGCUUGUCACCAGGCCAACACUUGGUACCUGUAAAAGCCUUUCCUUGGAAAUGUGGUGCAGUGAUUUACUUUUUACUACUCCUUCACGCUGCCAUUUCUGUUGCCAAGAAGAAUUUGCUUGAUAAGGAGGCUUUACUAUGAGUGGCAAGUAUUUCUUAAUUUGCAAAGAAUGAACGUUCAAAGUAACCAGGAGUCAUAUGGUCUGUGCUUUUAAUUAUCUGAGCGGAGUAUUUGAAUUAUAUUAGUUUCUCGGGUAUAUUCAGCCUUAGUCCUUCCCCCAAGGUGGUAGUUCAGUGUAUUGGCAUUAUUCUCAUCGACAGUAUUCAAAAUAAAGUUAAAAGCCGAAAACUGAGGAGAGGAAACCCAGUAUUUCUAAUGUGUCUCGCAUGCUGUAAUGAUCGAAGUGGAGAUUAUCCUUAUCAUAUUUUUUUGGGAAUUGUGCCAAUACAAACUUGGAUGAAACACAACUAUGACACAAGUCAUGAAAAGAAUAUAUGGAAAUUUUCAUUGUUGUGCUGGGUGGAACAAAGCAGGCGUUGGCCCAGCUGACGGCAGAAGUGUGCGCAGAUUAGGGGAGGAGUACUGUUGGAAUAAAUGGGUUGUGCACAGUUUUGUCUGUAGUAGCGACCUUAUUGUAGCAACAGGGGAACCGGCACUACCCAGAGCUCCAGUUCAAUCAAGGGGCCCCUCACUUCUGAAAUCUUCGGUAUUUGUUCCUGGUUAUGCCUUCUGUCUUUAUUUUGAGACUAAAAUUGGUCUGCGAAACAACAUAUGAUCAAUUUUAAAGCAAAAAAAAAGGGUUAUUUGUAGACAUACUUAUUGUCACAUCUAGAAGUCAAGAUGACUGUAGGUUUUGUUUGUUUACUUUACUUUCCUUAUAGAGCUGGUUUUCAGGUCUGGUUGCUGACUGUACGAUGCUUUCCACAGGUGCAGGAGGAGCCACCUUGAGAAAGUACUGCUGGAUUGCUUUUCACUGCUUCAUCUCGUUGCAUGUCCUCUUCUAUGUAACAUACUAAAUGUAUAGGAAAGGAUGACAGCCAGUGAAUUGCUUUGCCUUUUCAUUAUAAAUUUUUUUUUUUUUUUUUUUUUUUUUUUU